AUGGGGAGUGGUAAAAGUAAGGAAAAUCUGGGUAAUCAAACAAAUGCAACAGUUAAAAGUAAUUAUGAUAAUUUAAAUUUCAGAGUUAAUGAAAAUUCAAGAGUAAUUAAUCAAAAAGCAUUUAAAAGUUAUGUUGACUGGAAAUUAAAUAAGAAGGCAAAUUUGGUUUAUGUUAAUGAAAAAGAUAAUGAAAUUAAAGAAAAGGUUGAAGGGUAUCAUGAAUGGACAUCGGAGACUUUUAAAGUUAAAGCUGAUACAGAAUGGGUUUCAGGAUGUUUAGACCUUAAAGCGGAUAAAACUUAUGUUAAUGAUGAAUUAGAGAAGAAAGCAGAUAAAACAUAUGUUAACAAUGAGUUAAAGAAGAAAGCAGAUAAGGAAAAAGUUAUUUCAUUCAUUAAUACUGAAUUAAUGAAGAAAGCUGAUAUAUCAUUUGUUAAUGAAGAAAUAAAACAAUCAGAGGUCUAUUUUACUCCACCAUUUUUAAAUUUUAUGAAAUCAUCAGAUAAAACAUUUCAAUCUAUUGAAUGGUUAUGUUUCGAUGGAGUGACCACGUAUUUAUUUUAUACAGCUGGCGUGCUUUAUUAUUUUAAAACAAAUGAUUUUAAAAACUAUGAAUCAUUUACUCCAUCUGUUUUGAAUCCUGAUACACGAAAGCCAAUCAUUAAUCCAAGAAUUUUAUAUGUUGAAUAUAAUAACGGUAAAUUUAUGGGAAUGAUAACGGUUGGAGAUGAUUUUUGCCCUUGUUAUUCAUUCGAUUGUAUCCAAUGGUUCAAAUGUAAUUUAAAUCAAGAUGCUAAAUUUAAAUAUCCAAAUAAACCUAUUAGAUGUGUUAAUAAUAAAUGGGUACUAAUUUAUGAAGCCAAUCAAAUUUUCAUUAGUGAGGAUGGGAUAAAUUAUUAUAUGUUUAGUAUGAUGUCAUCAGAUUUGAAAAUUGAUUAUACAAGUAAAUGGUAUUACAUUAACAGCAU
This is a messenger RNA of Trichomonas vaginalis G3, 968 nucleotides long. RefSeq lists its product as uncharacterized. Lineage: Eukaryota; Parabasalia; Trichomonadida; Trichomonadidae. The record is from RefSeq and is a predicted model, not a curated record. The transcript has a single exon. The annotation marks the transcript as partial.